AUGUCUGCUACUGUACCAUACCAGAUGGUACACUCGCCCAGGGCCACAGUUGAUGCUGAAGACCUGACAAAAUUGCUCCCACCCGAACUCUUGACAGACAUAUUCGCCGCCCUAAUAACUCUACUUGCCGAGGAGCACGAUAGCCGCGGGGUCGAUAUAACGUCUCCGCUUCAACCGCUAGACUGGAUAUCUAUCACGCACGUCUGUAGGCGAUGGCAUGCGGUCGCCCUUGAAUCGCCGACCUUAUGGACCCAGCUAGUCCCGAGCACAAAACAGCCAUGGGACAUAUUUCUCGAGCGUUCCAAGAAUGCUCCCUUGUCCGUCGAAUGCUCGUUCAAGCACCUUAGUACUGAAACGAAGUCCGCGCGCAUCGCCUCCGUCCUGACGCACCAACAUCGUCUUCGGGAACUCCGUAUCGGCGGCCUUUCACUGGACGACUUCGACCUUCUCAAGACCGGCCUUACACAGCGCCUCAUCCAGUUGACCGUCCUAUCCAUUCACUGUGCGGCACCCGUUGGCAAGCCAUUGCCCAUUUUGCCGCUGGACUUCAUCUCCAAAGCACUCCCCCGACUGCGCGAGUUGCGUCUCGUCGGUGUCGACUUCCCCCGCGAUACGGGCUCGACAUCUCUCACGAAGUUUGACUACCAGUCGGCCUCGCGGUCACACUCCGCAGACAACUCCUCCAUCGCCAGUGUAGCCGGCAUCCUGGGAACACUAGGACAGAUGCCUGCUCUCCGAGCCCUCCGCCUGAGGAUGUCGCAUCCGAUAAGGAACCCGCAAGAUGCUCCCGUCAGGCAACCUGCGACACUCUAUCAUCUAGAAGAGCUCGUGCUCGAGACGCGCCGCGACGACACAUGUUGGUACAUCUGGUCGGGCCUUCAUCUACCGUCUGUCGCACACGUCAAUAUUCAAUCAGGGGGCGGGCCCAAUACAGAGGAAACGGAGGGACUCAUGCUGGGUAUGCUGUUUACGCAUAUCUCGAUGAUACCGGCCGAGACAUUUGCGUCUUUACGAGAUGCUUCUGUUCAUUUGGAGCAAGGUCGGCGCCUUACAGUGCAACUGAGAGCGCCGCCGGAACGCGAUGAUGAGGGGUCAGAUUGCGGCGAGUAUGACUGGCCCGCUUUGAAGGUGUUUUCGUCCGCUCCCUCCCUACAGUCAACAGCAUUCAGACUACACAUAACGAGCAGCCCAGACGUCGCUCUCGAUGUGACAUUAAGUGUCGGGGUUGAGUGUGCUUGGGCUCUCGUACUCAUACGCAAGUUGCUCCUUCGUGCUCAGGAAGUGACUCACUUGAAGCUGGGGGGAGCACUCCCGGGGACCAUCUGCUACCUGCUCGAACCUGGUCAACCCUACGACGGAGGAAUGGCACAGAGCCGAGCAAUGCCACUUCCUGCGCUAGCCGAGUUGCGCUGUGUAGGUGUGGAUUUCAACGCCGUUGCGCCCGUCGAGUAUGACGGGGCGAUCAUUCCGGCUCACGAGGUUCUGUCUCGUGUACUCGCAAUACCGUGGGAAGGAUAUUUGGAUGCGUGGAAUCGCUACGAUAUACAGAUUACAGUACAAGACUAG
Peniophora sp. CBMAI 1063 is the source of this 1566-nucleotide messenger RNA. The record is from the annotation of a GenBank genome assembly. Lineage: Eukaryota; Fungi; Basidiomycota; Agaricomycetes; Russulales; Peniophoraceae.